Fragaria vesca subsp. vesca is the source of this 960-nucleotide messenger RNA. RefSeq lists its product as uncharacterized. The record is from RefSeq and is a predicted model, not a curated record. The transcript is spliced from 6 exons. NCBI's taxonomy places the organism in Eukaryota, Viridiplantae, Streptophyta, Magnoliopsida, Rosales, Rosaceae. The coding region runs from base 1 to 960 and encodes 319 amino acids. Gene Ontology annotation, molecular function: protein binding.
AUGGGCAGCAGUAACUUUGAAAACGAAGGAAUAUUGAAAUCAACUUCAGAUUCACCGCCGACUCACUAUACUGUAAAAACAGAGUUAUUUUCGAUGGUAACCGAACUUUUUACACAAGAUGGAUAUGAAUCAUCACAGUUUGAAGCUGGAGGAUACAAAUGGAAACUGGUGUUGUACCCAAAGGGAAACAAGAAGAGGAAUGUGAGAGACCACAUCUCUCUCUACUUGGUCAUAGCUGAAACAAAUUCACUUCCAACUGGUUGGGAGGUAAAUGUUGAUUUCAGAUUGUUUUUGUUCGAUCAGAAUAAGAGAGUCUACUCGGUUUUUGAAGAUGCUUUUGCUAAGGGGAAGUGCUUCAACGGUGCUGUGCUUGAUGCGGUUGGUUUUGAUAGAUUUAUCCCCAUUAAAGACUUUACUGAUGCCUCCAAUGGAUAUCUUGUUGAUGAUACAUGUGUGUAUGGAGCUGAGGUCUUCGUUUGUAAAGAAAGGAGAACAGGGAAGGGAGAGUGUCUAAGAAAGAUAAGAACUGCUUCAGUGUACAAACAUGUCUGGAAGCUUGACAACUUCAAAAAAUUAGAUGCUGAACACUAUUAUUCAGAAUCCUUUAAUACUGGAGGCUAUGAAUGGAAGAUAAAGCUCUAUCCCAAGGGAAUUGCUGAUGGAAAGGGUAGUCAUCUCUCUAUGUUUCUCACAUUGGCUAAUCCUCAGACCCUUCCUUCUGGAUCUCGAAUAUUUGCAGAUUUUACAUUGCGCAUCCUAGAUCAAAUUCAAAUUCAUUCCACGCAUCACUCACUAAGUGGUACUAAUGGUAGGAUCUUCAGUGCCUUGAAUAAGAGUUGGGGUUAUAAUAAAUUCAUCACGGUGGAAAUGUUCAGGAAGAAAGAAAAUGGUUUUUUGUUGAAAGACAGUUGCAUAGUGGAGGCAGAGGUCACUGUUCGUGCAAUUACUGGAGUUCUGUAG